CUGUAUGUUUAUAUGACGUCAAAUCCGCCUUACACCACAUACCCGGAAGUGUGGGUAGAAGCUCACGCUGUUCGGGGCAGGCAGUGGAAGUACCGGGAGCGGGUGGCAGCUGCGGGUGUCCGGUGUAAGAAGACGGCUGCUCCUGGAAGUUUUUAGCCAUGUUGGAGUCCUAUGUGACUCCAAUUUUAAUGAGCUAUGUAAAUCGUUACAUCAAGAACCUGAAGCCAUCGGACCUGCAGCUGUCGCUCUGGGGUGGAGAUGUUGUCCUUAGCAAACUGGAAUUAAAACUGGAUGUUCUUGAACAGGAGCUUAAGCUGCCCUUCACUUUUCUCAGUGGUCACAUACAUGAGUUAAGGAUUCAUGUACCAUGGACCAAACUCGGAUCAGAGUCUGUCGUGAUAACCAUCAACACUAUGGAGUGCAUACUGAAACUGAAAGAUGGAGUGCAGGAUGAUCAUGAGAGCUGUGGUUCAAGCUCUACCAGUCGAAGCAAUACAGAGAGUGCUAAAUCCCCAAUUAAACCAAGGAAGAUCCAACAAGCGGCCCCCACUGAUCCUGACUUACCACCAGGUUAUGUCCAGAGUUUGAUUCGUCGUGUGGUGAACAAUGUGAAUAUUGUGGUGAAUAACCUGAUCUUGAAGUACGUUGAGGAUGAUAUCGUUCUGUCAGUCAACAUCACUUGUGCGGAGUGUUACACAGUGGAUGAGUUCUGGGACAGAGCUUUUAUGGAUAUCUCUGCCACUGAACUAGUCCUUAGGAAAGUUAUACAUUUUUCGGACUGCACCGUUUGUCUUGACAAGAGGAAUGCCAGUGGUAAAAUAGAAUUUUAUCAGGAUCCACUCCUAUACAAGUGCUCAUUCCGGACCCGCCUGCACUUCACUUAUGACAGCCUUAACUCUAAGAUGCCUGCAGUAAUAAAGAUUCAUACAAUGGUUGACAGUCUGAAACUCUCCCUCACCGAUCAGCAACUUCCUAUGUUCAUCCGCAUAUUGCAGCUGGGAAUUGCUCUUUAUUAUGGUGAAAUUGGAAACUCAAAAGAAGAAAUUGAAGAUCCUCCCGGACAUACGAAGGACACCGUAAUUCACAUGCCUGGAUCUGAAGAGGAGCUUACAGGUGUGCAGUAUCCUACACAGGAAAUGUACCCUAUGCAGGACGAUGAUCAGCAGGGAUGGGUGUCAUGGGCUUGGUCUUUUGUCCCAGCCAUUGUAAGUUAUGAUAAUGACAUUGAAGGAGAAGAUGGCUACACAGGAUCUGAAGAAGGUGUAACACAGGGCCACCAAUCUCAGCAGUCCAAGGACCCAAUCAUCUCUAUAGGUUUCUAUUGCACUAAGGCCACUGUAACUUUUAAGCUUACUGAAAUGCAAGCCGAGAGCAGCUAUUACAGCCCACAGAAGGUGAAAUCCAGAGAAGUUAUACGCUGGGAGCAGGAAGGCACCACCAUUGAGGUUCUUAUGAAGGGGGAGCCGUUCUUUGAUUGCCAAGUUGGCUUUGUUGGGAGUCAAGCUAUGUGCCUUAAAGGAAUUAUGGGAAUCAAAGACUUUGAAGAGAAUACAAACAGGGCCGAUUCUGAGGCCUGUUUUUUCACUUGUGGGGAGAGUUUAAGUAACAAAGGAAAUGCUUAUCUUACAAACUCACUUUUUGACUACAGAAGCCCAGAAAACAAUGGGAUACGAGCAGAAUUUAUUUUAGAGACGUGUUCUCAUAAGGAGACGUACACAGAGAUAGCAGGAAUGCAGAGGUUCGGGGCACUCUACAUGGAUUACCUGUACACAAUGGAGUGUACUAGUGGCAAAGUAUCGGUAAACCAGCAAGAUUUUCAAGCUACCAAACCAGAUGAGAAUGGAAGCUUCCAAGAGAUGUCCAUCAAACGGCUGGUUGUUGGACCCAUUGACCUCCGAUUUGACAGCAGUUCUGUGCAUAGGAUCAUGAAAAUGGUGGCCUGUUCUUUUGAUCAUGAAUAUGAGGCAUAUGGCUCUUCAAGUUCUGUUGUACAGGUGGAGUGCAAGACUUUGCCCACCCCUGAGGAAGUAGCAUCGUUGGAAGAAUACAUACCUACGAGACAGACUUGUGUCACCUUAUUGAAGUGCACCAUUACGAUCACGAUGGCCGAAUUCAAUCUUCUUGGGCAGUUAUUGCCUGUCAUAUUGGGGAAAAAACACUCUUGUAUCCCUUUAAACACAACAAGUUUUCAGCCAAUACGACCUUUGCCGGCCAUCACAAUACUUGCUGACAAAAUCAACAUUGAGCAUUCGGAGCCAAUGUAUGCAGAGCAACUGGUCCAGACCGUGAGCAGUCUCAUCCAGCCCUCGGACAACCUGCUCCACCAUUGCUAUGCUCAUUGCUACUUGAAGGUGUUUGGGUUCCAAGCUGGUCUCACGUACCUGGACAACAAAGGAACCUGCUACCCCCCUGUCCCAGUCAUACCUGCCUUUAGCACAGCCUUGUAUGGAAAACUACUUAGGCUUCCUCAGUAUUGGACAAAACGUACUCACGUUCCUGUGGAUGAAUACAUCUUUGAGCUUCCUAACUUGACCAUUCAAGCUACAAGAGCUCAGACCCUUCUUCUGCAAGUUAUUUGUCAAAGUUGGUCUUUUGGUAAAAACUCUUCUGGUCCUACAGGUCUGAGUGAAGCUUUGCUGACUGAAGUCUUUUCAGGUGUGAAAUCCAAGAAUGCGCUGCCAACUCUGGAGGGUUCUAUCCAGAAUGUUGAACUGAAAUUCUGCAGCACAUCAUUGGUCAAAUGUGUCUCCGGGACCCUGGGAUCAAUAAAAAUUUGUGCCAAAGCCCCAGGUGACAAUGGAAAAGAGAAGUUAAUCCCAUUGGUGCAAGGUCCUUCUGACACAAAAGAUCUCCACAGGAGUAAGUGGUUGAAGGAGAGCAGAAAGCCUGAAUCUUUGCUGGGUCCAGAUUUGAUAGCCUUUACAGUCCAGGUUCCCGAGCAGAUGGACUACUGCCACAGCUCUGGUGCAGUGCUGUUGGCGAGCGUACAAGGUUUAGCAUUGAAUGUUGACCCAGUAUUGUAUACAUGGCUUCUAUACCAGCCUCAGAGAAAAGGAGACAGACAGCCUCAACAGCCGCUGGGAUCCGCUCCCCUAGCCAUGCCACUGUCGAGGAAGAAGGAGGAUGAGGUGUCAAUUGGCAGCACGCCCUUGGCAAAGCAGGCAUCGAAUCAGCCGUCUGAGUAUGCCAGCAGUCCUGUCAAAACAAAAACCGUAACAGAAUCACGUCCCUUAUCAGUUCCUGCAAAGAUGCUACAAACCUCUCAAGAUUCCAGCAAGACUGCAGAAGAGAGAAUGAAGGAGAUUAUCAGACUGGUCUGGAAUGCAGUCAAGCGUCUUACUCUUCAGGUGGAGAUUCAGACGUGCUGUGUCUUUUUCCCGAAUGACAGUCUACCAUCCCCAAGCACCAUUGUAUCAAACGACAUUCCAGGCACCGUGAGAAGCUGGUACCAUGGGCAGGCAUCCAUGCCAGGAACACUUGUCUUCUGCUUGCCCAAUAUUAAAAUAAUGAGUGCUGGCCAUAAACACAUUGAACCCAUUCAAGAGAUUCCAUUUGUGGUGCCAAGACCUAUAGUGGAAGAAGGAGUUGCUUUUCCAUGGACCAUCAACCUCCACAACUUCAGUGUCUAUACUCUUGUUGAGCAUCAAGUCAUACUCAACUUAGUAGAACCAAUGGGCUGUACUUCUACCCUAGCAGUCACUUCUCAUGCGCUGCCAUCAGCUGGUCCUGAAGCCGGCCACUCAUUUGUUGUCUGUCUGCAUGUUGACUUGGAACCUUUGGAAAUAAAAUGCUCAAAUCCACAGGUGCAAUUAUUAUACCAGCUGACUGACACUAUGAGAAAAGUGUGGGAGAAGAUUCAGAAGAAAGGCAUUCUGUAUCAGUCAUCAUUGUACUUUGACUCUUCAACUGGUCCGACUCCCAGCUCACCGGUCAGGAGCAGCGUUGGCACAACGCCUCAAGAUACCAGCACAUGCAGCCCAUCUGCUGAUAUUGGGACCACUACUGAGGCUGAUUCUAUACAAGCUGCAGAAUCCCCGUUCUCAGAUUCUGUUACCCUUGAACAAACUACAAGUAACAUUGGAGUGUCAAGUGGCCGAGUCAGUCUGUGGAUGCAGUGGAUGUUACCCAAAAUUACCAUAAAGCUCUUUGCUGCUGACCCAACUUGUAAAGGCACAAAGCUCUGUGUAGUCAGUGAGCUAGAAGACCUCAAUGCCUCUGUUGAUGUCCAGGAUGUGUACACUAAAGUCAAGUGCAAGAUUGAAAGCUUCAACAUUGACCAUUACAGGAGCAGCCUCGUUGAAAACUGUUGGUGCCUGGGGCAGUAUGGCGGGGUUUUCCUUUCAUGCACCGACAAGCUGAACAGACGCACCACAUUGGUUCGACCCGUCAGCAAGCAGGACCCUUUCAGUAACUUUUCUGGCUUCUUCCCUUCUACUACAGCAAAGCUCUUAGAGAGCUCACACCAGCAGCAUGGAUUUCUCUCCCUCACGUACACUAAAGCAGUGACCCGGAAUGUCCGUCACAAGUUGACCACUAGAAGUGAAAGGAGUUCUCGGAGCUUUCAGAAGCUUUCCGAAGGCUCAACAGACAGUUCCCCUCACUUCCUUCAUGAGAUCUUGAUUUCAGCCCAAGCUUUUGAUGUUGUCCUCUUUUUCCCUUUGCUUCACGCAAUUUCAACUAUUUUUAAUGUCAGAAGACCACAAAGCAAAAAAGAAAAACACAAAUCUCCUGGACAACCAAUGAGAUCUCACACAUUGUCCUCACGCAAUCUGCCUCUUAUUUACAUCAACACCAGCGUCAUCAGAGUCUUUGUUCCGAAAGCUGAAGAAAAGCAGCAUCAUAUAGGGGCAAACCAGAAUAUCAGUGAAGAUACAUUGGUUUUAAAGAUUGCCUCUGUGUCCAUGGCUCCACAAGCAGAUAACCCUCUUAGCCGGAGUGUCUUGAGAAAAGAUAUUUAUCAGCGUGCUCUGAAUUUAGGUAUCAUUAGAGAUCCUGGAUCAGAAGUGGAGGACAGGCAAUACCAAAUAGACCUCCAGUCGAUUAACAUUGGUACUGCCCAGUGGGAGCAACUGAAACCUGAAAAGGAGAGUAACCAUGGAGGACUUCUAGUUGAGGCAGACAGAGGCUCUCAGAAUCCUGCCCUGGAAUGGAACAUGGCUAGCAGCAUAAGAAGACAUCAAGAACGGCGAGCCAUACUGAGUCCCAUACUAACAGACUUCACAGUACGAGUUACCGCAGCGCCAGCAAUAAUCUUCAGCAAAGUGUCCCAUGACAGUCUACAUACUGAGGAUAUUUUAGUGUGUGGCCAUUCCUUGGAAGUGAAUAUUACCACAAGCUUGGACUUCUUCCUAAGUGUGGCUCAAGUACAACUCCUGCAACAGCUGCUGCAAGCGAACAUGGUUGGAUUUGAGCAAACAAAUAUGGACUCCGAGAUAUGUAAACAAGAGCAACAGAAAAAGGACUGCACAGAUGGUCACACAGUGGACACAUCAUCACGUUAUAGUGGGGCCCAAGACAGUGGCAUUGGAAGUGACAGUGUGAAAAUAAGAAUAGUUCAUAUUGAACCACAAAGUGGCACAAGCCAUCACAGAAUAGUGAGACCAUCCAAACAGUCAUCAAUUGUGAAGAAUCUGAAUUUCAUCCCAUUCGAUAUAUUUAUAACUGCCAGCCGCAUAUCUUUAAUGUCUUACUCAUGCACUGCUGUGCCUAAAUCCAAAGUGGAUAGUAAAGACAAUGAGAAAGAGGGCAAAAGUGCCUUGAACCAGUCCUCUACAGAAUCUGAGGGGAAAGCAGACCGAUCUAUGCAGUCAUGUAUAUCCUCACUCACCGCUGAGGACCUUUUUAAUAGCAGUUCUUCUACUCCAGCAAAUGGAAAAACCGCUCUGGUUUCUCUAGAACGCCUGCAUGCAUCUACAAGGUCUUCUGCUCGACAAGCCCUGGGCAUCACAAUAGUGCGUCAGCCUGGAAGAAGAGGAACUGGAGACCUACAGCUUAACCCUUUUUUGCAUUUCAUUGUUUCCCAACCAUCUUUGCUCAUAAGCUGCCAUCACAAGAAGCAGAAGGUGGAAAUAUCACUCUUUGAUGCGCUCCUCAAGGGUGUCGAUCCGGAAUACAAAUGUUCAGAUGCUGGAAAAACUUUACCAGAAGGUUUGGAUUACUCCAAGAUUUGGCUACAGACUGCCGCAGGAGAGGUGAAUGCCAGAACAGGGAUUCCUCCACCAUUUGUCACACUGCAGAUAAAAGAUUUUCUUAAUGGGCCAGUUGACAUCAAUCUUGAUAUAUCAAGACCACUUAAAGUCAACUUCAGCUUUGUCAAGUUGGAUCAGCUGAGUGUUUUCUUAGAAAAGAUCAUAAAAAGUGGACCAGACCAUACACUAGAGUUUCUAGCAACAACAGAAGAAAUGCUGCAAAUGGAUGAAACUAUAAAGUCUACUACAUUCGGUCAUAGGAUGUAUCCUGGUACAGUGGCUCCUGAAGGAACAUGGAGGUCAAUGUCUUUUUUUCACAGGAUAACAUUUCAGACUACUCAGGUGUUCCUGUCGUUGGAGACUGUGCCACAUCCAAAAACUCCUUGCGUUUUGACAUAUUUUUCUGAUCUCCGAGGAUAUCUUAGUAUUCAAGCAGGAAACAAAACAUUAGAUUCAAUUUCUGGAGCAGUGUUUACUAUGAAUUUAAAUGACUUUGUCCUGAAAACAAGCAUGAAUGAAAGAAGCAGAAAUCUGAUUGGACCAGUGUCAGGUUCUGUAAAUCUUGGAGCUAAUUGGUGCAAGCACAGCGGGGACCCCGGUCCCCAACCCACAGUUCCGAAACUUGUUCUUGAUGUGAGAUGUGGCUUACUACAGGUUUUCUGGGGUCAGGAGAAUCUAAAUUGCUUAGCACUUCUGAAUGAACUUAUCCAGGAAUACCUGAAAAAUAAGUCAGGGUUGGGCACUACAAAUUGUGAACAGCCCCUUCUUCCUGUCUCCCCCAUGAUCAGCAGACCUUCAACCUAUAAGACAGAGCACAGCUCUGAUGAUUUAAGAACUGGACUUUUUCAAUACAUACAGGAUGCUGAUGCUCAGAAGAUCCCCAAUGCUUUUGAAGUGGUAUUUUACAAUGAGACAGAAGACAAUCCCGGGAUGAUGCUUUGGAAAUACCCAGAGCCAAGAGUUUUGACAUUAGUACGAAUUACUCCCGUACCUUUUAACACCACUGAAGAUCCUGAUAUUAGCACUGCUGACUUGGGAGAUGUUCUGCAGAUCCCUUGUAGCCUUGAGUACUGGGAUGAACUCCAGCGGUCAUUUGUUGCCUUUCGAGAGUUCAGUCUAUCUGAGAGCAAACCUUGUGAACUUCAGCUGCCCAGCAUUACCACAGUCAGUGACCAGAAAGAACUUGUGGCUUCGCAUCUUUGGAGGAUUGUUCUGAAUGGCAAUACUAAUGGCAUAGAUGACCAAAGCUCCGAAAGCGAAUCUGGCUCUCAAAGUGCCUGUGACCAGCUUGUGACUCCUACCGCGCUUGCAGCUUGUACAAGAGUGGAUUCCUGUUUUACUCCCUGGUUGGUUCCUUCUAUUGGAGUUUCAGUUCACUUUGCUCACCUAGAAGUGCACUUGUGUCAUCAUCUGGAUCAGUUAGGCACAGCACCCCCUAAAUUCUUACAUCCAUUCGUCUUCGAUAUGUCAACCCCUGGAGACCUGGAAUACAUGCUGGUCAAGCUAAAGGAGCCCCAUGUGUAUAUGCGUCAAUGGAGCGGCUCAUCCAUAUGCAAAGAGAUAAGAUUCUCCACCGAUGCAGAUUGCCAGCUUCUGGAGUGCCGUAAUCUUACCAUGAAGAGUUUAGUGAAACCAUUCCACAUUCAGGGCCAGACGGCCAUUUCCCUCAGUGCGCUGGAAAAAUUAAUCGACUGCACCGUCCUGGUGGAUCCGAUCUUUGUCAACCUAGGCCAGCACUCCGUACAUUCUAUUAACACAGCAACCCAGGCUUGGCAGCAGAACCAGUGCCCCGAGGCAGAGGAACUGAUCUACAGUCAUUUGGUCGUCUGUAAUGACACACAGGAGACACUGCGGUUUGGCCAGUUGGAUACUGACGAGAAUAUAUUGCUGUUCAGUCUCUGUUGCCACCAGUACUGCUGGCGCUCGCACAAGUCCCCACAGCUGCUACACAUCUGUAUUGAAGGCUGGGGAAACUGGCGCUGGUCUGAGCCUUUCAACGUGGACAACGCUGGGACAUUCAUCCGAACCAUCCAGUACAAGGGGCGGACCGCAACCCUGAUCAUUAAAGUGCGGCAGCUGAACGGGGUGCAAAAACAAGUAACCAUCUGUGGAAAGCAAAUCAUCUGUAGCUAUCUGCCAGAAAGUAUUGAUCUCAAGGUGGUACAGCAGUAUAUGGGACAUGAUGGUUGUGCCAUGGUGCGAGAACAAGUAGACUGCCUUGAAGCCAAACAGAAGCUGCCUUCUUACAUCCUGGAAGACAGUGAGCUAACAGAGCUGUGUGUAAGGGCAAAAGGAGAUGAGGAAUGGUCUCAAGAUGUCCCCCUGACUUCUGGCGCCACAGAAAACAGCUUCAUCAUUCAAGUGCCAGCUUCAAACGGGCCCAUCAUUUACGUGUGGUGCACGCUUCUAACCUUGGAGCCCGACUCUCAGGCGCAGCAACGUAUGAUUGUGUUCAGCCCUCUCUUUAUCAUGCGGAGCCAUCUUCCAGAUCCCAUUAUUAUACAUUUAGAGAAAAGAAGCCUUGGCUUAAGAGAAACACAAGUCAUUCCUGGAAAGGGACUGGAAAAGCCAAUACAGAACAUAGAGCCAGAUAUAACCCAUCACCUGACAUUUCAAGCCAGGGAAGAAGAUGACCCAUCAGAAUGUGCUGUUCCCAUCUCCACAGCUCUGAUUAAGCAAAUAACCAUGAAAGCACAAAGUGAAUAUUCUGCAGGUCAAAUUCUUUCUGACUUUUAUGGACAAGGUUUCAGUUCUCAGCCUGUGUGGCCAUAUAAUAAAAAAGAUUCAGACAGCGGGGAGCAUUUAGCUCAGUGGGAUAGUCCCAUGCGGGUUAAGCUCUCUCUCUGGAUGUCGCACCUGAAGACCUUGCUGAUCGAGCUGCUUCCAUGGGCGCUCCUUAUUAACCAGUCCCGAUGGGACCUUUGGCUUUUCGAGGGUGAGGACAUAGUUCUUCAGAUUCCUGCUGGAAAGACCAUUGUGCCACCUAACUUCAAGGAAGCUUUUCAGAUUGGGAUCUACUGGGCCAACACAAACACUGUGCACAAGUCUGUUGCGGUACGGUUGGUUCAUGAUUUGACUUCUCCAAAAUGGAAGGAUGGAGAUAAUGGUGAAGUGGUAUCUUUGGAUGAAGAUGGAUUUGUUGAUGCAAACAUUAAGCUUGGAGCCUUUCCUGGACAUCAAAAGCUUUGCCAGUUCAGCAUUUCAUCUAUGGUUCGCAAUGGAAUCCAGAUACUACAGAUUGAAGACAAGACCGUGCUCAUAAACAACACCUCAAUGAAGAUUUAUUACAGCCCACAGAUGUCUGUCCCACAAGAGCAUUCUGAUGAAGAGUAUGUUCCUGUACCAGACAGCACUGUGUUCAGCAUCGGCCCAGUUGGGGAACUUCCCGUCGCCAAGUACAACACCAUUCCCUGCUGGGAUCUUGUGUCAGACAACAGUCAUUCAACAGGAGAACCACCUCCUCUGCAGAAAUAUAUGCUGCUCAGCCUGUGCCACAACGCAGCCGCCGGAAGUCCAGAUUGCUGGAGUCUGCCCGCCAUUGUCCGCUUGGAGUAUCCGAGGCAAAGUGUGGCUGUUCCUUUAGAACUGUGUGCUGGGAACGACUUGUGCACCAAGGCACUGGUUUUGACUUAUCAGGAACAUUUUGGCGUGACUUACAUAACACUUACCGAAGACCCAAGCCCUCGUGUGAUUAUUCGUAACAGGUGCACGGUUUCGUUACUUCUAAAAGAGAAUAUUAAAGAAACCCCAAAGUUCGAGGUUUAUUGUCGAAAAAUCCCCGCAGAAUGCUCUGUGCACCACGAAAUGUAUCAUCAAGUCUCCAGCUUUCCAGACUGCAAGACCAGAGAUUCCCUUCCCGGGAUCUACCUGAAAGUCUUAUCGUGUGAGGAGUCAGCUGUGGAAUGGAGCGACCUGAUCGAUAUCAACAACCAGGGCACACAGGUGGUUUUCCUAACUGGAUACGGCUACGUCUACGUGGAUGUCAUUCAGCAUUGUGGAGCCAUCAUCAUCACUUUGGCUCCUGAAGGAAGAGCGGGCCCCGUUCUAACAAGUCUUAAUAGAACUCAAUGUCAGCGCAUUGUCUUUAAGUCAUUCAUCACGCAGCUCAGCGUGGGCAUAUACGAUGACGUCACCAACUACAAAGCUUCCUCAGAACUCAUGCGGCUAACUAUGGACAAUGUGUUCCUCCAUCUGACCCCGGUGGCCAGCUAUCUCAGGCAGCCCUGCCAAGAGAUGCAGACAGACCUUACCUGUGGGAUACCAGUGUUUUACAGCCUGGAAGUGUAUUGUGGCGAUUUACAGAUAGACAACCAGCUCUACAGCAAGUCUAAUUUCCAUUUCCCCGUUCUGGUUUGCCAAGAGGAGAGAAUAGAGUUCACCAGAUGGCCAAAGGCUGGGAGUCUGUUCAUGUCCAUCAAAGAGCUGGAGGAAUACAAGGAAACCUCGUUCUUCAAACUCUUCGUCACAUUCUCCUUAGAACAAGACGUUUGUGAUCUAAAUGAGCUUAGUUUUGAUCUGAGGCCGUCUCGACUUUACGUGGAGGACACGUUUGUCUACUAUGUAAAAACCCUGUUCGACACAUAUCUGCCAGAUAACAAAACACUGGAAAGUCAAGUCAAGUUCAUUGGAUCUAAGUUUCCUGCUAUACUACCCGAUCAAGUACGACAGCAUGCAACGGCAUUGGUUAGUCCAGUUAAGCUCCGAAAAUUGACUGUGCAGCCAGUUAACCUGCUGGUUAGUAUCCAUGCAUCUCUGAAGCUGUACAUCGCCUCAGAUCACACUCCACUAUCCUUCUCCAUGUUUGAACGUGGACCCAUAUUUACCACCGCCAGACAGCUCAUACACGCCCUGGCAAUGCAUUAUGCCGCCGGUGCCCUUUUCAGAGCAGGCUGGGUGGUAGGAUCCUUAGACAUCCUGGGCAGCCCUGGCAGUCUGGUACGGAGCAUCGGGAAUGGCAUUGCAGACUUCUUCAGACUCCCGUAUGAAGGUCUCACCCGUGGACCAGGGGCCUUUGUGAGUGGCGUCUCCAGGGGGACCUCAUCUUUUGUAAAGCACAUCUCUAAAGGUACCCUGACGUCUCUCACGAACCUGGCCACCAGUCUAGCACGGAACAUGGAUCGCCUGUCCCUGGAUGAAGAACAUUACAACAGGCAGGAGGAAUGGAGAAGACAACUGCCAGACAGUCUGGGGGAAGGACUGAGACAAGGGCUGUCACGUCUGGGUAUCAGUCUGCUGGGUGCAAUCGCUGGCAUUGUGGAUCAGCCCAUGCAGAACUUUCAGAGGACGUCCGAAGCUCAGGCUUCAGCAGGACAUAAAGCCAAAGGGGUCCUCUCCGGCGUGGGGAAAGGAAUUGUUGGCGUUUUCACGAAGCCGAUCGGCGGAGCCGCAGAACUGGUGUCGCAGACGGGAUAUGGGAUUUUACAUGGAGCCGGCCUAUCUCAGCUUCCCAAACAGCGUUAUCCAGCCAGUGAUCUGCAAACCCAGGAUGCACAAAACAGCCACGUGAAAUACGUCUGGAAAAUGCUCCAGUCUUUGGGCAGACCUGAGCUGCACAUGGCUCUGGACGUGGUCAUUGUUAGCGGCUCAGGGCAGGAGUAUGUUGGCUGCCUGCUGCUCACGUCGGAGGUUCUCUUUGUGGUCAGUAUCAGUGAGGACACCCAGCAACAAGCCUUCCCCGUCACCGAAAUAGACUGUAUGGAGGACCAGAGCUCGGAGAAUGGUCUCUUUGUGCAGCUCAAGCAGCAGCCGGUCUCCAGUGAGCUGGAGUGUGAUGGGACCAGAGAGCGCCUCUCCGAACAGCAGUACAGCCGACUAGUGGACUACGUGACCAAAAGUUCCCCUCACUUGAUCCCCAGUCAGUCCUCACUACACAUCGCCACCCAAGUGGUAGCCGCAGAGCCCCCACCGUCCAACAUAAAGACCUAUCAGUUCCUGGUGGAGGCAGCGUAUGCCCGGGUGUUCAUCAGCAAAUUCAAGAUGGUGAAGAACAAGGCGCUGCAAAGAGGAUUCUACUGACUGGCAACCUCAACUCUGCAGCCACAAAUACACAACCACAAGACCCAACAGAACUACCCUGCGGAUUACAGCCCCACAAUACCUAUCCUCUGACAACCCUUAACAGGAAUAACAUGCAGUCUGUUUAGUUUUUAUUUAAUUUCAGCUUUUGUGUCCUGCAUUGUAUAUGGUUCUGGUUUGAGGGGUCACGUGCACUAUUAGGUUAGGGUAACGUGCACUAUUAGGUCAGGGUCACACAUGACGUAUUUUGCUGCUGCCUUUCCUAAAAUCAGCUGCGUAUUUUGCUACCCAUUGACUUCAAUACGCAGCAGCAAAAUAUGGCACGUGUGACCCUACCCUUACUAUACAGUCAGACAUGAGAUAUAAAUGCGUUAGGCCAAUGUUGAGGCUUCUCCAGCUGUCCGCCGCAGGUUGGGGACUACUGCUUUAGCAGAUACAUUCCUCCAAAACUGUGGCUGGGUCUGCCAAAUGUUAUCAAAUACCUAUGGCCAACGUAAAUGCUGGCCGCCAUAUUUUCUCUUUCCUGCCCAACCUAUGGAAUCCAGGAUCAAUGGGUAAUUUUUGUAGACUCAUCCGACAUCUUAGGCUACGUUCACAUGGCCGUUGUCCCCCGUCUAGAUUUUGUCUGUUAUUGUCUCCGAAACGGACCAUUCUAUUAACGGAUGCUAAUUAGUGGCAUCCGUUUGCAUCAGUUUUUCAUCCGUUAGUAUCAGCUGUCAACAGACUCCUGCAGCAUGGACUACUACUACUUACCCCAUCAUGGAACAUACUUGUUUUCAUGAUGGGAGUAGUAGUUCCCCGGCUGCGGGAGUCUGCAGGUGGGUGGGAGGCUAGAUUAGUGUUUGUACUACUACCCCCAUCAUGGAAUAGUCUGUUCCCGAUGCGAUCAGAAAUUUUUAAACAGGGGAGCGGGCGGCAUGCUCCACUCCCCUGUGAUGUAGAUCGUGUGCGUGUUUUACUUUCCUUUUCAAAUACCCCACUGGGAGGGUUUUUAAAGUG
Messenger RNA from Hyla sarda, 13202 nucleotides. RefSeq names its product vacuolar protein sorting 13 homolog B (gene VPS13B). The coding region runs from base 159 to 12203 and encodes 4014 amino acids. The record is from RefSeq and is a predicted model, not a curated record. The transcript is spliced from 62 exons. NCBI's taxonomy places the organism in Eukaryota, Metazoa, Chordata, Amphibia, Anura, Hylidae.